This is a messenger RNA of Trichoplusia ni (cabbage looper), 6847 nucleotides long. RefSeq names its product brefeldin A-inhibited guanine nucleotide-exchange protein 3. Bases 538 to 6756 code for a protein of 2072 amino acids. Gene Ontology annotation, molecular function: guanyl-nucleotide exchange factor activity. The record is from RefSeq and is a predicted model, not a curated record. The transcript has 24 exons. Lineage: Eukaryota; Metazoa; Arthropoda; Insecta; Lepidoptera; Noctuidae. Gene Ontology annotation, biological process: regulation of ARF protein signal transduction.
AAACAUUAUUACUUGAACCUGUCCUAUAAUCUUCUGGUAUGAAUAAGCUAAUUAAACGGAUAUAAAUCAGAAUAUUAUAUUCAAAAUUAAAUAAACAAAGUAGGUACCUAACAUUUUAACAAACUACCUAACUGACAUGCUUGACUUACACGUAGUUAGUGGUUCUAAUAUAAAUAAAAAUUCAGGACAAAUAUCUUGAAAGCUUCCUUAAGUAAGCAAAUAAGUAUUUAUUAUGAUUCACCUAAGUAAAAGAUUUUCUAAGUUCCACAAAGUUUACAAAUCAUCCACCUGUUGGACGGCUUUUUCGCAAACAUUACGUCGUACUGGAAGUAUUGAUUUUUCAAACUGAGCAUGCUCCGCCGCCGUGCCUACGUAGGACUCAGAUAAGAAACGAACUCCCACUCAAAUAAGCAGUUAUUCAUAAUUUACUAAACAUAUAAAGGAUUUUGUGAAGUUCCUUGAAAUUUAAGUUUUUGCAAAGAUGUGCUUGAUUCACUUGAGUGGCGAUUGUGAGUUAUAUGUAUUGUAAGUUUUAAAAUGGAGGAAUUGCUCCAGGACAUUUUCAAAGAGGCAACAGGAGUCAAGUUCACAGCUUUGAGGAAAUCAUGUCAGGAUGCACUGGAAGCGCUAUGUAUGCAAGAAAGCAAUGCACGUCGUCCAUCGUACGAGCUCCGUCGUGCGUGUCUGCUGCCUCUGCAGACCGCGCUGGAGACGAAGCGCCCGAGGCUCGUCACCUACGCCCUGCAGGGCUUCCACAAAAUCCUCCGCGAUGAUCGGUUCCACCGGGGAAUCGAACCUGAAGAUGACUCUUUAUGGAUGCCGUCACAACUUCUAUGUGCGACUGCCUCCGUCAUGUACCACUUGCCUGAUACACAGGUACAAAUCUUCCGCAUGUACCUAUCCCUGGCGUUGUCUCCACGUCGCACGUUGAACGGUCGGCUGUGCGUGUGGGCGUGCGGGCGCUGCGGAGAGGCGGCGGCGGCGCCCGCGCACGUUGCCGCAGCAGCUAGAGCUGCGGCUGCACAAGCGCUGCGAGCAUAUUGUGCUCAGUUAGAUGAAGAAUGCCAAGAGCUACUGUCGGAAGGGUCUCCGCUCGGCAGAAAUCACAUCGUGGCCGUAGGAUGCUACAGCGAAGUCAUUCCCGUCAUACAAUAUCUUUGCAGUAGACUCUCUGAAACACAAACGACUCCAAAGCAGAAUCCGCUGGCCCUAUUUUUCCUGGAUUGUCUUCUUACUCUGAUGUCGAGCCUGUCAGAGCGAGUGAGCGGCAACUCUCACUUUACCACGUUCCUGUGGCAAAAGUUCUGCCCAUCACUCAUCUCGUUCCUCGGGACACCAAGAGUGGAUAAGAACAUAAAAUCGAGGGAGCACGAAGGUCAUUUAGUCGAUGACUCUGGCAGAGGAUCAGGUGCUCUUAACUCAGCUCCUAGCUUCAACAGCAAGCAGGCCAAAGCAAUUUAUAGUAUUGCGAACCAGUUAGUCCGAUUAGUGGGCUCAACAUCGAACCUACGACCGGUGCUCGAGGCUCUUUACCAUCGGAUGCUACUGUACCCCCCGGUAUCACACCGUGUGGAACCUCUGAGGAGUACCAGAGAGCUGCUGCAAAACCCCAAGAGACUGUGCCAGCUGGUGCUGUUAAAGAAAGUUGAUAACCAUGAACGACAUAGUGAUGACAUGGCUAUUGUGCGGCUUAUCAUGGAUGGAAUUGAAGAAUGUGGUAGAAGCGGCAACCCGGAAGUAGUGGCUGCAGCUGUGGAAUGUAUGGUAUCUUUACUCGAUGCGCUCGAAAAACUGUGUUCUGGUUCUGUGGAGUACGUGGCGCCUGAAAUAGCAACGCUGAUGCUGAGUCACUGGCCGAAACUGCACGAUGCUGACUAUACGGGACCUCUUACUUAUCAGACUUUAGCUAGACUACCGAGCCCAUAUAGAGAUGUGGUAGCCGUGUUACAAAGUACUGAAACAAAAGAACACGACUCAUCAGACACUUCUGGUCCAGAAAACGUUACUUCAGGGAGUGACGGCGAAGCAGAUUCGGAUGCUGAUAAUGUCUUCCUACCAUCACGAGCUCGCAAUCCCUCGUCAAAUGAUAAUGAAAAGAACUCUGUUCCUGAUAAACCGAAAGCCGUACCAAAGACGCUGAACCUUGGCAGGUGUACGAUCACAGAAUGCAAUGUGGACUUAGAGAGACACAAUGCUAGACAGUUCGUCAAAACUCUUCAGAACUCAUUGUUACCUAAACUGAUGAAUCUACGAACGUGCAUAGAGGUGGACGAAGCAAUGCAAGAGUUUGCAUCUAAGUGCUGCCAACAUAACGCGGCCCAACCCCCAGCCACUGCUUGCAUUAUGAACGCAGACGGGGUAUACCUUGCUACUUACGCAGCACUGCUACUAACCUUACGACAACGGAGGACUAAUUAUUACAACCAACCUAGUAAGGUCCAAGUUUCCUUAACAGAAGACGAAUUUGUGGAAGAGGUGCAAGGCAGUGGUGUGCUCGUGUAUUUAUCGGCAACGUGGCUAAGGGAACUGUACCAACAAGUUCUGGCUGCUGAUCUGUUGAAAGAUGUUCCAACGUCUGAUCACCCAUUGGUGCAUUUACUGUCAGAUCUUGGAGGAUUGGAUCAGAGCCCAGUAAUGUCGGACUGGCAGAAAUUAAAAGAAGUAUCCCAGUUGUAUACUUACACCAACGACUCGCCACAGCAUCAAGCAAGCUUACGAUGGGCUCGAAGGAUUUUGACCUGUAUUUGGGAUUCAAUGGUAACAGUUUUGAGCGUUCCUCUAACUGGAUACAGGAACAAAAAACAUAAGUUGCAUGGAAUCAUUUCGAAAAAAAUUAAUACGUUCGGAAAGAGAAAGCGUAUUGCUUGGGAAGGGCUUACUAUACAAUGCCUCGAGGGAUUACACAAAGCUGCAAGAGUAAGCAACACAUUGAGUCUACAAAACAGGUGCAGUAGUAUACUGGCUUUAUUAGCCAACUCCGCCAUCUCACAGCCUCCAAACGGCAAAAUACUUUCAACGCAUGCUUUAUCAUUGGAUAUAUUGAUAACAGGUGGUUUAGAGCUUGGUUCGAAAGCUCCAGAAUGCUGGGAACACAUAUUUGCAGCAUGCCAGUACGUUUCGAGCUUUGAACACUCGUUGUUUGGGCAUCAAGGGAACAACGCCACGCCGAUAGUGACGAUGCAGACUGGUAGAAAUAAAACUGUCUCUAUACUACAAGCUGACGCUAAACUUGGACUUGACGGGAGAGACGAUGAAACUUGCGUCGACGUCUUUAACUUCUUGCAGCCAGUAUUCGAGAACAACAUCAACAAUGACAUGUCAGUUGCGAAAAUAGUCGAGACAUGUCGACAAGAGGGAGGUAACGUAAUAUCUGGUUCUGGCGCGGCGCGGGUCUGCUGUGCCCUGACUGCAGCAGCUGACACGCUGUUCACACGACUGGCUGCUACCACUACGUUACCCACUCUGAAAGCAGCACUGCAGCGACUUGUAGCGCAUCAACAUCGCUUAUUGUUUUGCACAUGGGAGCAAGACGUCGCUAACAACAACGUGUGGUGGUGGCGACGGGGUUCGAGCGGUGCAUCCAAGGGCGCAAGGGGCAGCGGGGGCGCGGGGGCGCGCGGCGCGGGCGGCGAGGCGGCACGAGCGCUCUGUCGGGCCGGGGAUGUAGCACUGCGGUGCUUAAGGGCUGCGAGACCACUAGCUCAUCGCAUGGCUAUUUGGACUGUAGUUGGGCCACACUUCAUGCAGGCUGCUUGCCAUAAAGACAUCCAAAUCGCGAGCCUAGCUAUCCAGUGCCUGCACGACUGUGCCACGGCUCUGCUGAACCAGCAAGUGGAACUACCUCACUUCCACUUCAACGAAGCACUACUAAAACCCUUCGAGAACCUUCUCUGCUUAGAACUAUGCGAUGAUGAUAUACAGGAACAAAUAAUAUCCUGUAUCUGCGAGUUUGUUGAAACAAACAGAAUGGAAAUCAGAUCGGGUUGGCGACCAUUAUUCAACACGCUACGAGCCGCUAACAAUUCGAACCAGUACUCUGCAAUACUGGAAAUAUUCAAAGUAUUUCUCAGUACUGACAAUACUCUCGUUUUCGCAAAUGCUGCGCUUGAUUGCAUUCUAUGCCUUCUAAGCCAUAUUAAAGGGUUACACUACGAUGAAGUACAAGCAGCUGAAGUAAAACCAAAGAAAGCUACUACACCUACACAACCAAAACCUAGCCUUAGUCUGAAAUUCUCCAAGAACAGCAAAUUUAUUCCACUCAGUGAAGAAAAAUCUGAAAAAGUCAUCGUAGAUAUGUGCAGAGAAGCGCUAUAUCACUUAGAGAGCUGUGCAGAUAUUUUGACCAUGAUGUACAAUAUGCCAAAAUGUCCAAUCUUCAACACAGGCAACAGAAUCAAAGGAGACAUGCCGCUUUGUGUCGUUGAUCCAAUAAUCCCCAGCUCUGGCCUAGACAUUACGAAGUUCAUACCAAGUGAAUAUUUUGAAGAAGAUGUUAUUUCUUAUAGGAAAUUAUCUACAAGUCUUCCACCUUCCAACACAACCAAUAACUGUCUCUUAAAACUAGAUAAACCGAGCAACAUACUUAAAGUAUGGUACGUUCUUAUAGAAGGGUUGAUUUCAGCUACGGUUGUUUGUUCAAAGAAGAAUCAACCAGCUGCAAUGGAAACCUUGUUCAAACUGUUGAGAAAUACAGUAGAGGUACCGGGCACACAUUUUGGUCUACACUGCAUAAAUCACCUGCUAUUACCAACUGUACAGAAUUGGCUUCGUCAAAUAAGUAACGUGAAUACUCACUGGGACAGCGUGAUGCCAAACUUCAAGCAAUGCUGUGGUAUGACCACAGAUACACUUGUUGUGUAUUUACAUCACCUGCAACAGAUCAAUAUUGAACGAUCAACUGUGGAUGAGAAAAAUGAAGGAUCAGAAAUAGAACCAAUCGAAAAUGCUGAAGCAACGUUUGCCUUAAAACAAAUCAUGUUAAUCCUAGUGGAAUGUAUCGCUCAACCACAAGAACCAAUAGCACGGCUAGGAGCGUCGUGUAUAAGGCACAUUAUUCUAACUUCCGGACACCUAUUAACUGACAACCAAUGGCAAGUUAUUUGCAUAAGUUUACACAGAGCUUGUAACGUGAGCUUGGCUCCGCUAAAGCAAAUCACUUUUGCCUUCAAAGAAAACUCGAAUAGCUUUUAUGGUGAUUUAGCUAUAGUCAAAGUAGCUGCUAGACGAGAUUGUUCAGUUAAUGACAAUGUAAGACUGCACGCCAUGGCGCAACAAGUGUUCCUAACAGAGCAGAUGACGGGAGACGGGCAUGUUAAAGUAACUCCUAAGAACUCUUCGCAAAAUCUGAUGUUAAUUGAUGAUAGGAGCUACAUAUUUUUAGUCUAUCUCCAAGAGUCAAUUAAUUCUCUGAACCCAGAGUUAUAUACGAUAAGGAUUCCUCAUAGGGGACUCGUAGUUGGGCUGCUAGCCCAUCAAAUACUGAUUCAAAUUAUUGCAACCGUGCUGAUCCAAGCUUCAUCAGACAUAUUUCAGGGUAUCAACAGUAUUUUACUCGAAAGUCUAAAUACUGGGUCAAACGUAUGCAAUUACAAAUUCUUCCUAAACAAUGAUAAUACAGAACUGUUACUGAGAGCUCUGGAGCUAUCGUUCACGAGGGCCAUGCAGUUUGAUUCGAGGCCAGGUUUGAAAUUCCUUGUCCAAAAAGUAUCCAACCUAGAUCACGCCGCUAACCUCUACAAGCAAACAACCUCCUCUUGGCUUAUUAAAGUGAUUGCUUUGACUGAAAUAUUCUUCAACGGAGUUCACAAAUUUAAACUGAAGUCCACCGACAUAUCUAUCAUUUUACACAACUAUACAACAUCGUUGAACUUGACCCUAGAAUAUGAUCAGUUUGUCACUAAGAUAUUUGAUCUAAAACAAACUUGGGAACUUUUAUGCCACAAUUACGUCAAACACCUGAUAAAUGUCUCGGACUUUGAUGAUCCGGAACUAAAAGAACGAAUGUCUUGCAGUUCAGGUGAAAGUGAUAAUUCCUCGAAUCAUUACGAUCAGUAUUAUGCACAGGAACCUAAUGAAGUUACGGAAGAGCCUCCACCAAUAAACCAAGAAUACAGUAUUACUCCUGAAGACGGUAGUGAAAAGCCCAAACCAUUUACUUUUGCUGAUUUCAAAGCAAAUAGUCAAGGCUCUAUAACUGUAGAAGUGCAUGCUGAAAAUAUACCAAAGACAACAGCCGAAGAAAGCACAGAAGCUCCAGAUAAUGAAGUCGCUAAAGAUCAGAACUCCAAUACGUCUGAUGACAAACCUUUAAAUGAAAUAGAACAAGAAAGCCCAGAAAAAGAUAAGGAAACUCCAACUCCAAUAAAAGAAAAUAAAGGGAGUGUCCCGGACAUAAUUGAAAAUCAUAAUAUAGACACACGUAAAGUCAGCAUUACAAUAUGCGACCCUCCUGCAUACGAGAAAACUAAAGCUGCUGAGCCAAUACUGCCGCCGCAGCCGGUGCCACCGGAGAUAGAACAACAGAGGGCACUGAGUAUUAGCAAGGAUACUGAAGUGCAACGAAAUUGCUUCCAAAAUAUUUUAAUGGCAUAUCUGGAACUGGUCCUGACGUUUUCGCUGGAGAGGUUCCAACUGAUUCAUCCAGUGCUGCAGAACGGGUUCGUGCAGCUCGCCAAAACUGUCACUGACCCGCAACUACUCGAUAGAAUCAAUAUAUUUUUCGAUAAAAAAGACUUAUCUGAACUUAAUUAUAAGUAAUCAAUUAAUUGUGAUAUAUACUACUCACAAUAUAAUAUUAUAUUCCUCGAUUGUUCGGUGUUACGUGCAAAAUAAAAUCAUAUUAUCAAGA